UUUGUUUAAUAUACACUCUACCAAGUAAUGGCUCCCAGAAAGCAUGGAACGCGAGGAAAUCUAAAGCGAAAGUCCAAAUCCAUUAAACACCCACAAUUAUCAAAAAGAGAAAAGAAAGAAAUUAAAGAAUUUGGUGAACUUGAUCCUCUUAGUAGUGGAGUAAACCCAAAGACUCGAUAUACAAAAGUAGCAGACCAUAUUGAAAAUGAAAAAGUGCUGGAAUCAGAAUCAUCUGAUUCUUCAGAGGAGGAAGUGGAUGCUUAUCAGCAGCUGGUGGCGUCUGUGAAUGGGAACCAGCACAACAAUAUAAUAGAAUCCGAUGAAGAAUCAGAGGAAGAUGAGAAAACCAAUGGAACACAAGACAUGACAGCAAGUGAGGGCGAGGAGGAUGAAAUGAAAGAUGAGGAAGAAGUAGUCACAUCUGGUAAAGCAGAUGAUGAAGGAAGUGAGGAAGGUGAUGAUAUUGAUGAAGAGGAUGAAAGUGAUGAGGAAGAGGAAGAAGAAAUUUUAGAGAAAGAAGAUGUUAAAGAAGAUUACUUCAUUAAAGAGUGUGAUCCCUUUGUUGUACAUUUUGAGACAGAACUCUCGGAGGACUUUGUGGAAGGUCUAGGUAAAAAAGAAAAAUGGAAACGAGAAGAAAUCAAGGUAAAGCAUGUUGGCCAUGGAGUGUUAACUUGCCCAAAGGAAAAAUGUCAUCUAGAAAAUGUUAGAGAUGUUGAGGAAGAAGAUGAUCUGAAAAAUCUAUAUGUAAAACAUAAGCUUGCUGAAGGUGUAGAAAAUGCGAAUCGAAAACUGUGCAAAGUUCAAAAUUUGAAGAGAGGAGCUUCCUUAACCCCGUUCCAAGCCUCACUUUUUAGAGUCCUCAAUAAGUAUCAGGAUGUGUACUAUCCAGAGAGAAGUCAUUUAAAUGGAGAAGAAAUUCGGCUUGUCUACUGUCUGCAUGCAUUGAAUCAUGUUCUAAAGACCAGAAGUCGAGUCAUCACUCACAACACCAAGAUGAAGCUGAAGCAACAGAAUGCAGACACAGAGGAGUACAGAGACCAAGGCUUGACUCGACCCAAAGUUUUAAUCGUUCUCCCAUUCCGCGACUCCGCCCUUAAAGUUGUCAACAUUAUGAUGCAGCUUCUGAUGUCAUCGGACCAGAGCAUGGUUAGCAACAAGAAGAGAUUUCAAACUGAAUACGGUGACGAAGAUCCUCCAAACAGAGGUGUUAAAAAACCAGAGGAUUUUGAAGCCAUAUUUGCAGGAAACAUAGAUGACCAUUUCAGAGUAGGUUUAGGUGUGGCCAAGAAAACUCUGAAGCUUUACACCAAAUUUUAUGCCUCGGACAUUAUUCUGACUUCACCCCUGGGACUAAGGACCAUCAUUGGGGUGGAGGGAGAGAAAGAGAGAGACUAUGACUUUUUAAGUUCAAUAGAACUUCUGAUUUUUGACCAAGCAGACAUCUUUUUGAUGCAGAACUGGGAGCACAUAACUACACUGAUGGCCCACCUUCACCUUCAGCCGCGGGAAGCCCACGGCACAGAUUUCUCUCGGGUCAGAAUGUGGACGCUGAAUGGAUGGUCCAAGUAUUACAGACAAACUCUGAUUUUCAGCUCCCUGGCUACUCCUGAACUAAACGCCCUUCAUAACCGACACUGCUGCAAUUAUGCCGGAAAGGUUGCUGUCAACAGGAAGGACACUAGAGGAACGAUUUGUCACAUAGUCACUCAACUACCUCAGGUCUUUCAUAAGCUACCAGCUUCCUCUUAUGCAGAACUUGCAGAUGUCAGAUUUGAUUUCUUCCUUAAAAAGAUUCUACCAAAUCAUAAAGAUCCUGUGAUGUCACAAACACUUGUCUUCAUAUCUUCUUACUUUGAUUAUGUUCGAAUUAGGAACUAUUUUGUGAGGGAGGAUUUAGAGUUUGCUCAGAUAAAUGAGUAUUCAAGUGACAAGACUAUAUCUAGAUCUAGAGGGGAAUUCUAUCAUGGAAGAGUUCACUUUUUGUUGUACACAGAGAGAAUUCAUUUCUACAGAAGAUUCAAGCUGCGGGGAAUACAUCACAUAGUGUUUUAUGAACUGCCAAGGUAUCCCCAAUUUUACAGUGAGAUCUGCAACAUGCUACAGGACAAUCGGAAACAGACCGACAAAGAAAACCUCACGUGUACUGUGAUGUAUUCAAGUUUUGAUGCUCAGAGAUUAGCGGACAUUGUAGGCACUGACAGAGCAGCUCGCAUGAUAAGCUCUUCAAAGAAAGUUCACAUGUUUGUCACAGGGGAAAACUCCUGAUAUUGGUGAAUGGGAACUUCUUCUUGAAGUUGGUGGAUGGAAAAUUAUUCAAAGUCAAAACUGAUAUUUAUGUUACAAAGUAAGGUAGGAGUGUUUGUUUAAAGGCAUUAGAUUGACCCGUUUUGCUUUUUGAAAGCUUCUGGGUUGCUUAGAAUUGCUAUAUCUUUGGGUUCUGAAGGUGGUUAAGUCAAUGGUCAAUUUUGAUAACUUUAUAGAACAUCUGGUUUGUAAUUUUGAGAAUGAUGACAAAAAAUGUUUUAAAGCCAGAUAAUACAAAUUUGAAAAUAACUCCAACAUUUCUGUAGAGCUAAUUUUAUGUUAAUUUUUUUUAAAGUGAAUUAUGAUUAAAUUACUCAUUAAAUA
Molecule: messenger RNA, 2631 nt
Organism: Magallana angulata
Lineage: Eukaryota; Metazoa; Mollusca; Bivalvia; Ostreida; Ostreidae
Product: U3 small nucleolar RNA-associated protein 25 homolog
Exons: 21
Coding region: 28-2268 (746 amino acids)
Biological process (GO): maturation of SSU-rRNA from tricistronic rRNA transcript (SSU-rRNA, 5.8S rRNA, LSU-rRNA)
Cellular component (GO): small-subunit processome; nucleolus
Molecular function (GO): rRNA binding; U3 snoRNA binding
Source: RefSeq, a predicted model, not a curated record